Molecule: messenger RNA, 624 nt
Organism: Plasmodium gonderi
Lineage: Eukaryota; Apicomplexa; Aconoidasida; Haemosporida; Plasmodiidae
Exons: 2
Coding region: 1-624 (207 amino acids)
Source: RefSeq, a predicted model, not a curated record
AUGGCGAAGAACUCAAUAAGAAAUAGAGAAAAAAAAAAAAAAAACGUGACACUUGAAACAGUACAAAGGGAAUACAAGACAGUACUUCAAAAAAAAAGCACAGACAUUUAUAUAACAUCAGAAAAACCUCUGAAAAUUUACUACGACAGAAUACUUAAAAUACUGAAUAAUGGAAAAAAACAAGUUGAACAUGUCAUUGAAGGAGAAAACAAAAUUGCAAAUAUUUUCGAAGGACCAUCAAAGGAAGAAGAAGAAGUUCAUGUUCAUGCUGUUGGCAGAAACAUACUUAGGGCAUCUUACUUGCUACAGGAUGUAGUUAAUUAUUAUUGUGAAUUUUUAAAAAACAUACCACACACAUCCAAACAGAACAGAAAUAAAAAUGAUAUGGAUGUUUUCUCUUUUAUUGAUAUUACAGUUGAAAGUAACACUUUAUUGAUGAAUGACACAGUAAUAACAAAUACCUAUACAGUGAAAGACGAGUUCCUGCAAGAUGAAUAUGAUUCCAUUAUAGCCCUCGCGAAGGAACCCUACGAUUUCAAGAACCAUGAGUACAUGGAGAGGAGCAAGGAGAGAAGAAUCACUGGUAUCGUCAUCUCAAUAAAGAAGAAGCCUUUCAACAUGUAG